AUGCCGUCUCGCUGGUGGUUAUACGUUCAGGCCGUCGUCUGGCGGUUCCUGAUGCGUCUGGGGAUGUUUUUUCACGCCAUUUCGUGGCCUCGUCCGCCUUGUCCGUCCUUCAUCCGGUCUUUUCCCCCGUCCCUGCCCUCGUCCUCCCGUGGCGGCAAAGUCGCUUUGCACUUCUACUGUCCUCCAGAUUACUAUCGACAUCGAAAGGUGGGCCAUCGUCUGCCUGUCGUCGUUAAUUUUCAUGGUGGAGGAUUCACUCUGGGCUGUCCGACCGACGACGGUCGCUGGGCCCGAUGCGUCCUCCAGGAAGUCGGGGCUGUCGUCGUCAGCGUCGGUUAUCGUCUAGCCCCCGAACAUCCCUUUCCUGCAGCGGUCGAUGACGGAGUCGAAGCCUUAUUGUAUCUUGCCUCUCAUGCUGCCGAAUUGGGAUUGGACGUUUCGCGUGUCGUGCUCACUGGCUUCUCGGCCGGCGGGAAUCUGGCUGUUACUGUGCCCUUGCGCCUGCGCAGUCUUUACCCCAAAGAACCUCGUGGGCCCAGCGUUGAACCGGGAGAAUCGACGCAGAGACUCGUCGAUACCAGUAACGAUCUCAACAUCGUUGGUCUUUUUUGCUGGUAUCCGGUCCUGGACUUUGAAGAGUCUCGUGACCACCGCCGGGCAAUGAGCGUUAUGCCAAGCAAGACACUUCCAGCCUUCUUUACCACGCUUUUUGAUGAAUCCUAUUUGCCAGAUCAUGAGGAUCGGAAAUCUCCGUACGCAUCGCCGGUUCGAGCGUCGGAUCAGAUUCUAGACGAUGCUCUCCCGCACGAUAUCUUCUUAUACAUCUGCGAAUGGGACAUGCUUGUCAAGGAGGGCCAGCAAUUCGUCCGCCGACUGGAAGGACUGGGCAAACGUGUUCGCGCCAUGAUGAUUGAAAAGGUACCACAUGCCUGGGACAAAUCCCCCAAUCCGUUCCGAGACCAGGACAAAAUCGAUAUCUUAUAUCGCGAUGCAUGUGGCGACAUAAGAGCAAUUUUCAGAAAAUAG
Molecule: messenger RNA, 1026 nt
Organism: Aspergillus wentii DTO 134E9
Lineage: Eukaryota; Fungi; Ascomycota; Eurotiomycetes; Eurotiales; Aspergillaceae
Product: alpha/beta hydrolase
Exons: 1
Coding region: 1-1026 (341 amino acids)
Molecular function (GO): hydrolase activity
Source: RefSeq, a predicted model, not a curated record